Messenger RNA from Epinephelus lanceolatus (giant grouper), 3604 nucleotides. It is a transcript of the gene hif1aa, whose product is annotated as hypoxia inducible factor 1 subunit alpha a. Lineage: Eukaryota; Metazoa; Chordata; Actinopteri; Perciformes; Serranidae. Gene Ontology annotation, biological process: cellular response to hypoxia; regulation of transcription by RNA polymerase II. Gene Ontology annotation, molecular function: DNA-binding transcription factor activity, RNA polymerase II-specific; RNA polymerase II transcription regulatory region sequence-specific DNA binding; protein dimerization activity. The record is from RefSeq and is a predicted model, not a curated record.
GUCUUUACGGUGCAACAUUGUCUCGGCAAGCGACGUCUCUCCAGCGUGGCACUGUCCGUGAAGAAGAGUAGACUAAUGGGCCGUUUUUAGCGGAGGAAAGCUGGUUUAAUUUGACGAAAUAUACACAGUGAGAAGUCGUAUGCAAGGCGCUUGAGGAUCUACGCACUCAUAUCAGUGAUUAAUCGCAGGAUUUUGGUUCAUUUCUCGACGGGCCCGGAUACAGCUUGAUACCGAGAGAGAGACUCAACUCAGGUCCUUUCGUCCUGACAUGGACACAGGAAUUGUACCCGAAAAGAAAAGGGUGAGCUCGGAGCGGAGGAAGGAGAAGUCAAGGGAUGCGGCACGAUGCCGGCGUGGCAAGGAGUCGGAGGUGUUCUACGAGCUGGCCCAGCAGCUGCCCCUGCCCCACAGCGUCAGCUCCGGCCUGGACAAGGCCUCGAUAAUGAGGCUCACCAUCAGCUACCUGCGCAUGAGGAAACUGCUCAAUGCUGCAGAUGAGCCAGUGGCAGAUGAGGAAACAGAGCUUGAGAUACAACUAAACAGCUCCUACCUAAAGGUUCUCGAUGGCUUUCUCAUGGUGCUGUCUGAAGACGGAGAUAUGAUCUAUCUCUCUGAGAAUGUCAACAGGUGCCUGGGGCUGGCACAGUUUGACCUGACUGGACACAGUGUGUAUGACUUCAUACAUCCCUGCGACCAGGAAGAGCUGAGGGAGAUGCUGAUCCACAAAAUAGGCUCCAAAAAGACCAAGGAACCAAACACAGAGCGCAGCUUCUUCCUCCGAAUGAAGUGCACUCUCACAAGCAGAGGCCGCACUGUCAACGUCAAAUCAGCUACAUGGAAGGUGCUCCACUGUGCAGGUCAUAUCCGUGUAUAUGACAACCAUGUUGAGGACACUUCCAAUGGGCACAAGGAGCCACCUGUCCCCUACCUGGUUUUGAUCUGUGACCCCAUCCAACACCCUUCCAACAUCGAGGUCCCCCUGGACACCAAGACAUUUCUCAGCCGCCACACAAUGGACAUGAAGUUCACGUAUUGUGACGAGAGGAUCACUGAGCUCAUGGGUUAUGAUCCAGACGACCUGUUGAAUCGCUCUGUGUAUGAGUACUAUCACGCUCUGGACUCAGACCAUCUUACCAAGACUCACCACAACUUGUUUGCAAAGGGCCAGGUCAGCACAGGCCAGUACCGGAUGUUGGCUAAGAGGGGAGGCUUUGUGUGGGUGGAAACACAAGCCACUGUCAUCUACAACAACAAGAACUCCCAGCCACAGUGUGUUGUCUGUGUCAACUUUGUGCUCAGUGGCAUCCAGGAGGAGAAAAUGAUCUUUUCUCUGGAGCAAACUGAGGAUGUGAAGCCAGUGAAGGAGGAACAGGUGGGGGAAGAAAGGGUUGUAGUUGAGAGCAGCCAGCCCGACAUGUCUCCAACCUUGCUGAAGGAGGAGGAGGAGAAAGUUCCAGAGCUGGAUGUGAUCAGACUGUUCACUCAGGCGGUAGAGGCCCAGCCUCUGGUUAGCCUGUAUGACCAGCUGAAAGAAGAGCCAGAGGCCCUGACCCUGCUGGCGCCAGCUGCUGGAGAUGCCAUCAUCUCCCUGGACUUCAGCUGCCCUGAUUCGGAGAUCCAGCUACUGAAGGAGGUGCCUCUCUACAAUGAUGUAAUGCUUCCCUCUACCAGUGACAAGCUGGCUCUGCCUCUUUCCCCUCUGCCACCCAGCGAGCCUCUCGAUGUCACCACCACCAGCUCUGAGGUUGCCAAAGCUGAGAGCUUUGCUCCAGCUCCUUCCACAACAUCGACCAGCCACAGCUCCUCAGAGACCGACAGUUCGCUGGACUUUUGUUUCCCCAUGGACUCAGAGAUGAGCUCAGAUUUCAAACUAGACCUGGUGGAGAAGCUGUUUGCCAUUGAUACAGAGCCGAAGACCCCCUUCAGCACACAGGCAAUGGAUGACUUAGAUCUGGAGAUGUUAGCGCCCUACAUCCCCAUGGAUGAUGACUUCCAGCUGCGCAGUCUGACCCCAGAUGAGCCUCUUUCUUGUGGGUCAGUCAAAUCCCUCCAGAGUUCUCCAGUCCACGUCACGCAGGACAUCCACAGCUAUCCCAGCUCCCCAUUCAGCGCACCAAGCAGUCGCACAGCUUCCCCAGCACCACUUAGCGCCCGCCAUCCUGUCACCAUCGUUACUAAGAGGACCCCACAGCUGGACAAAGAAGUCUCGCUCAGGACUCUGGCAGCUCAAAACGCACAACGCAAAAGAAAACUGGAUGACGUAAAAGAGAUGAUUGAACAGGAGACUUUGCCCAAGGAGCAAGUGGAGAAGGGCAAAAAGCUGAAGCCCUCAGAGUCGGGAACAACCAGGACCAUACUUCUGCUGCCUACAGAUGUGGCGAGUCGUCUGCUGGGCAGCACAGCGGAGGGCACCAGCUCCCUUUUCACCCUGCCACAGCUUACCCGCUACGACUGCGAGGUCAACGCCCCCUUGCAGGGUCGCCAGUACCUGCUGCAGGGGGAGGAACUGCUGCGCGCUCUGGACCACGUCAAUUGAGUCAAUGCUUAGCCUGCUCACUGCUGGACUAGACUGGACACUACAAUUUCCUCCCUCAUAUUGUCACUCCCUCUCCACGACCCCUAACCUCACCCCCACUGCCCCUUAUUUAUGUAUCUGUAUGAGUUUGACUAUAGUCUGGCUGCUGUUUGUGCACCCCAUGUGAUAUCUGCAGCAUUCCACCGUGACAAACACCAUAGCAGCAUCUGGGUUUUGGUGCAAGGGAUUCAGACAUCAUGAGAUGUCCAAAUUGUCGUGUUUUUUUGUUUUGUUUUGUUUUGUUUCCUCUCUCUUCCGGGGAGUCUCUCAGCACACAACGCCUCGACAGAUGACCCUUUUCCAGCAGGUCACCAGACCCUGGCGCUACUGCCAGCAGUGUAUUGUAAGCUUCAGUCGCACAAUUUAUAUUUUCUUAAAAAGAAAAAUAUUACCAGCAAUAUAUAUUAAGCCUUUUUAAAGUCGUUUUAAUGGGAUUUGAACAAUUUUAUUUUUCCUCCCAUACUUGUAUGUUGUAGUACUCGUACCUAACAAGAUGUCUUUAGUCCAGAAGUAUGAACAUAUUGUUUAAGCCUUAGGUGGUUUGAAUGUUAUCUCCAUUUACUAGCUAUCAGUCUUUGAGGUAAAUGCAUUUAAUUGUGUAGCAGUCCAGUACAUGUCACUUUAUUAUUUUACUGUAAGUGUGUGUUACUGUACAUAUACCAGGGAAAUUUUAAUUUACUCAAUAUGGCUCCACGGCGCUGACUCUUGCUCUCAAACUGAAAUCUGAGAGCAGCAGCUUCACUUCUCUUUGUUUGCUCUCUAUCAUGGAUGAUCAGCAUUUUUCUCUUAACAUGAAGUGAAAUCAUGUUUUUGGUUUUUACUGUGCGUGACAUACUCAAAAACAGUCCUUUUAAAAUAAGUGGGAUAUUCUGAUACUUGUGUGAUCAUUGUCAUCGUUCUAGCACUCGUGAGUUGUCAAACUUGUUUGCUCAGUUAACGGUAGUCUGUUUAUACCAUUGAUCCAUGCCAUAUUGUUGGGUCUCUCAUGCUUCCUGUUGCCGUCUAACAUUAAAUGGCUUUAAUAAAGUA